AUGAUGAUUAAAAAUACUAUUAUCUGGCUCGAUGCAAAUUCUUCGGAUCCAGAAAGUAGUUUCCAUACGAAACUAGGAAAUGUCCAAACAUUUAUAGAUGUUCAAGACUGUAUUAAAUAUAUUCAAUCACAUUCAAAUGAAUCAAUUUAUCUUAUUGUCUCAGGUUCACUUGCAAAACUAGUCACACCGGAAAUUUAUGAUUGUUCAAAUCUUAUACAAAUCUUUCUUUUUUGUGGAUCAGUAUCUACUUAUGCAGAGUGGGCAAUGGAUUAUUGUGAUAAAAUGAUGAUAUUUGAUCAUGGAGAUGAUCUUUUGGAACGAUUAUGGAAUGAUUUAGAAAGUAAUUUACGCAAACAAGCAAACCUUUAUUUGAAAUAUGCGGAAGAACAUAAACAGCGAGCUUUGAAAUAUAAGCAAUCAGCUUGUGGUUAA
Messenger RNA from Adineta steineri, 432 nucleotides. NCBI's taxonomy places the organism in Eukaryota, Metazoa, Rotifera, Eurotatoria, Adinetida, Adinetidae. The record is from the annotation of a GenBank genome assembly.